AUGCCAGGAGAACUUGCUGUGGAUGAAGUAAGUUUAUCACCUAAUGACCGUUAUAAAACUGAAGUAUACUUUAUUGUCCUUGACGCUAUUGUAAUGUCCAUUUCUAUGAGAUUCGACCAGUCAAGAGAAAUAUUAAAAGAUUUAUAUCUAUUAUCUCCUCAACGAAUUUUGAAGUACAGUGAUGGUAUAAGCAAGACAUUACCAGAGGAUGCAUUUAAUGAAAUUGAAGAUUGGUUACCUGGGAUUAAUAUAAACUAUUUAAAAAAUGAAUAUUUAACUUUGAGCUCAUCAUUAAAGGGUUUACUUGAUAGCUGUCCAACACUGCCCAAGCAACUGCAUAAGAACAUUUCUAAGGAACAAAAUUAA
Macrosiphum euphorbiae (potato aphid) is the source of this 366-nucleotide messenger RNA. The record is from the annotation of a GenBank genome assembly. Lineage: Eukaryota; Metazoa; Arthropoda; Insecta; Hemiptera; Aphididae.